Messenger RNA from Ictalurus furcatus (blue catfish), 5755 nucleotides. RefSeq names its product myocardin related transcription factor Ba (gene mrtfba). The coding region runs from base 466 to 3438 and encodes 990 amino acids. Lineage: Eukaryota; Metazoa; Chordata; Actinopteri; Siluriformes; Ictaluridae. The record is from RefSeq and is a predicted model, not a curated record. The transcript has 16 exons. Gene Ontology annotation, biological process: smooth muscle cell differentiation.
GUUAGUUGCAGUUGAAGUUGCAUCCAAAAUCGCAUGCUAUAGUACUAAAGAGUAUGAAAAUUAUACGUUCGCAUUGAUCGGCAUAGAUACAGUAGGUGGCGCAUAAUUCCUGCACACUCCGUAGUGCGCUAGUAUGCGGAUUCGGACAGAGCCACAAGAGAGUUGUCAGACUCCUGAUUGCGUCACUGAGUUCAGACGAGCAGUCUAGCAGCGGCCAUCUUAUUUCCACCAAAACUUCAGCAGUAGAGAAAACACUGGCUGCUCAUUUCCUAGCACACGAAAUGCUCAUGCUGUGGACAACGAUGGACCAUUAAACCUCAUAUCCAGGCAGGCACUUCGGCUACAGCUCUAAAGAACAGGAAAUCCCAGGGAUCUCUGUGUUUAUCAGAGACAACAGGGGUUGGCUGUGAGCUUGCUGAUUUGUGCGGAUCUCCAGGGAGUCCCUCAACUCCUCCCGGAGGAGACAUGAAUGCCCAGGGAGAAGCUGGCGCAGGGGGGCUGUUGGUACCCAGUCCUCAGAGCGAGGCGGUGACCCACGAGAUGGAGGAACUGUCCCUGCAGCCCAGCCAGAACCUACCACCUCUUAACGAGCGCAAGAACGUCCUUCAGUUGCGGCUGCAGCAGCGACGCACUCGGGAGCAGCUCGUUGACCAGGGCAUCAUGCCACCACUCAAGAGCCCAGCGGCGUUCCAUGAACAGAUCCGCAGUCUGGAGAGAGCCAGGACAGAGAAUUUCCUAAAGCACAAGAUUCGGAGUCGUCCAGAAAGGGCUGAGCUGGUCCGCAUGCACAUCUUGCAAGAGACUGUGGCAGAGCCAUCACUGCAGGCUACGCAGCUGAAGCUGAAGAGAGCUCGACUGGCUGAUGAUCUCAAUGAGAAGAUUGCACAGCGUCCUGGCCCCAUGGAGUUGGUGGAGAAAAACAUCCUGCCUGUCGCAUCCAGUCUCAAAGAGGCUAUCAUUGAUGGCCAGAUGCAUUACCCCAAAACACAGGAGUUUGAUGAGGACAGCAGCGAUGCGUUCUCUCCGGAGCAGCCAGGCAGUCAGGAGUCACACGGAUCUGUACCUUCACCUGGGGAGUCCAAGGCCAUGGAGGCCUCCUCACCACUACCGACUAAUUUAAUACCGCACUGCCCUCCUGUCACACAGGUUACAGAUUUUCUCAAGCCUUAUUCCACCAGUGAGCAGACAGUCAGCCCUCCAGCUCCACAGCCUCAACCAAUCACUACACCUCCCUCCAAGUCUGUGCUUUCUCUCAUCAAGCAAAGUCAGCCUAAGACUGCUAGUGACAAGAGUCGUAGUAAGAAAAACAAAGAAGCCAAACCACGAGUGAAAAAGCUAAAGUAUCACCAGUACAUUCCUCCAGAUCAGAAACAAGAGCCCAGUGAAGCCCCUAUGGAUUCUUCUUAUGCCCGUUUACUGCAGCAGCAGCAGCUCUUCUUGCAGCUGCAGAUCCUCAGUCAGCAACAACAGCAGCACUACAACUACCAGACCAUUCUCCCAGCUCCCCUCAAGCCUGUGAUUGAGGGGCAGAACAGCAGUGCUACUGUUGCCAUUAACAGUGCCCAAAGUCUUCCUGCCUCCAUUGUGGUGUCUCUGCCUCCAGCUGCACUGGUGCGCCCAAAUAGCACCCUGUCAAACCGCAAAGCUGGCACACUGCCAGCCAACCUGGAGGAGAUGAAGGUGGCUGAACUAAAAAUGGAGUUAAAGCUGCGUGGGCUGCCUGUGUCUGGAACCAAAACAGACCUGAUUGAACGGCUUAAGCCUUACCAGGAGAGCUCUGCAUCCAUUCCCAACGCCAAUCUUAACGCACAGACCUGCGGCACAUCCAUGGAGGUGUCCAGCACCACUACAUGCCUGUCACCUGCACAGCAGCCCCCUGAGACCCAGAGCUCCACACCGCCUGUAUCCCCUACAUCCUCCGAAGUGCACAAUAGAGAGGAUGCUAUGGAGGGUCAGCUGGAGACCCACUGCCAAAGCAGGGGUGGUAGUGGCCAGCCAGCAGCUAUUCCUGAGGAGCAGGACAGGAGGCUACACGAGAAACAGCGUCAGAUUGAGGAGCUGCUAAGGAAGCUGGAACAGGAACAGAGGCUGGUGGAGAAGCUGAAGAUGCAGCUAGAGGUAGAGAAGAGGAGUGCACAGAACUCCACAGAAAGUAACAGCAGCAUCAGUCAAGCUGCUUCACUGCUCACAGUAAAGACAGAGAGCCCAGUUAUCCCGAAUUGCACACUGGCCUCACGUAGCACUCCAUCUGUAGUGAAGCUGGAGAAAAGCCACGCUGCCCCAGUGACAGCCACCCCUCUACCACAGUUCUUCAUCAGUCACCAGGGCAUGUCUCAGGUCAUCGGGCAGCCCCAGACCCUGCUCACCACACAGCAUACGGGUACCCAGAUCCUGCUGCCAGUCUCUCUACCCAACAACACCACUACAAUCCAGCUCACUAAUACGAAUGUCAAACUACAGCCAGUCCUCCAAGCAGCUGUCUCUCCUCAAGGCCAAGGACUAAUCCAGACCACUCAGCUGCAUCCUGCCAAAGCAGAGAGUUCCUCGCCACAGCCUGUCCAUCACAACAAUAUAGUGCAGACCCUGCCUAUGUGUAGCUCUGCUGGGACUGCUUUUCAAUUUGGUGCCAGUGAGAAGCAGGCAGGUCUAGAGAUGCCUCGCUGUUUCCCGAGCAGCUCCCCAGAGAAUGCACUGUCUGCUCAGACUUCCCCAGUUGCGUCCUCCCUCACCAACGGCCCCCUAAAUAAGUCCCCCUCUCAGGUCUCGCCUGCCUUCAUCCUGCCAUCUCCAGCAUUCAGUCAUGCCCCCAAGAGCCGAGAGCCACCUCCCUACGAGGAUGCUGUUAAACAGACGCGCAGCCUGCAAGCAGCCGCCAUCACACAGUUCCCGACAGCGACCAGUCAGCAAAUGGAUGAUCUGUUUGAUAUUCUCAUUGAAAGUGGAGAGAUCACCCCUUUCAGUCAGCAGGAGCCUUCUGUGCCUAAGCUGAUGCCAGUCACCGCCAGCAUCACCACUUUACCUGUCAACACUGCCCUGUCUCGGCCCCCUGCUCAGGUGCAGAUGGCACCGCCGCCGGCGCUGCUGGUGGAGCCCAUGCCCAGCCUGGCCUCGCUGGCCUCAGACAACCAGCUGGAGGCACUGCUGGAGGGCACGCUGGGGUGCGAGGGUGAGCCAGAGCACAGGACUCUGGGGCUUCUAGAAGAGCUGCACAGCCAGCUGCUGGACCAACCCCACUCCCCUAUGGACACAUCUGAGUUGAGCUUCAACGAGCCAUCUGCGCCGUUGUCCUCCACCUCCUCCUUCAGCCUGCAGGACACGGGCAUGGACAGCAUGGAGUGGCUGGACCUGACCAUGCCAAGGCCCAUCGGACCCCUCGACCCACUGGGGAUCGGCUCCGAUUUCCUUGACGCACAUGACCUGCAUCUGCACUGGGACUGAGAGCACUGUACACACUCAUUCUCUCUUGUGAGCGUACACACACACACACACACACACACACACACACAAACUACUAUGAUUGGGCUUUUUCAAAAGAGAGGGAGGAGAGAUUAGUUUAUUCAAAGCAGAGCACAGAUUCGCUCAGUAGAUGAUGUGAGAGGUUUCCUCUGCUCUUGUCCUGUAGUGCACUGCGGUUUGUCUCAUUCAUCAUUCAGACUAAUGUCCUAAUAUGGCGCUACGGGAACAAGGGGCCAUCCAUGUGCUACUUCUGGUGCAGGCUACAUUCUCUUUUCUGUGCCAUCUAAAGUGGGAACACAUCUUUCACAACAUGAUCCCGUAUACUGUUCUCUUCAUAGUCAUGUGCCAUUGACUCAGUUGUUCUCUGCGCAGUCUAGAAAUACCUUUGUGGCCAAUUUUAACUAAUUUGAAUCGGGACACAAUCCUAUUAAAGAUAUUUUGACUCCACAUUAGACAGUAACCAUUGGAUUAGUCAGAUUAGUGCACUGACACCCAUUAUUCUAUUGGUCCUCAAAGAAAAACAUGGAUUGCUUAUCCCAUAAACUCAAAUUCACCUGUUUUUACUAGGCACCCUGUGUAUUUCAAUCGGGUAAAUCAGUGGGUAGAUUUCUGCAUCUACCAUGCUCAGUCUGACAACGGUUCCUCACAAAACUGUUCUGUUGUAUCAGGCCAUUCUUGUGUGUAUGCGCAGGAGGGUGUGUGUGUGUGUGUGUGUGAGAAACUGAGCGUGUCAGACACUUGACGUCAAUAAGAACAUAUGAGGAAUGUUGCCUGGUUGGCAAGGCCAGUGCUCUAACAACUACAGAGCUUGUGUGUACCAUAUAGUGAAGAUACAACUAUAAUGUAUAAUGCCACGCAGGAUGGUGUAAAUAUUCGUUUGGGGUAUGGAACAACCCUCAAUAAGAUGCAGUGCUCUUUUAAUGAGCAUGCGGGUAUCCGACACUAGUCCUGGAGGUCACAGCCCUUCAGUGAUCUAUAUAUAUUUUCUCUCUUCAGACCAAAUUCAGCUCACGAAGGCCCUGCUGAUUAGCUGAGGAGUUGAAUCAGGUGUUCAAUGCGGUAGAUUUAAAGAAGAACUCUUCAGUGCUGUCGCACUCUAUGACAGGAUACUGCUAUAGGAAAUGAACAAAAUUGACAGCUGACACUAAGAGCAGUGGGUGUGGUGUUCAUGCAGCCUGAAAGGGCACUAUAACUUAUAUAGACUUGUUCUUCUUAUUUACACAGGGUUUGGUAAAUGUAGACUCUUUGUGCAACUCUUUGUGCCUCUGAUUUUCUUUCUUUUUGAGUUUUCAGAUGCACCUGGGCCUGGAUGAGUGCUUGGGCUCUGUAAAGCUUCACACUGUUAAGGCUAUUUUAACUGUUAGCCAGAGGUCCAGGUGACGCCAUUAGUGUUUAAGAUAUUCAUGCGCCAUAUUUUGCUAUCAUUAACACUGCAUGUUAAACAUUUUUGGCAGCUUAGUGGCAGUUUAGUAGGAAAGAAAAGGAUACAUUCUGGUUUGUUGAUUUCCUCUGCAGUAGUGGUUUCACAUGUUUAUUCCUUCACAAACUCAGCAAUGACCAUUUUUAGAUCCUGUAAGGCCAUCCGUUUGGUCUGCAUUUUUUUUUUUGAUGACGUCUCUCUGUCCUUUUGUCUGUGCCACAUUUAUUGUCUUUGUCUUGUGUGUGUGUGUGCGUGCGCACUGUCUGAUGCGUCUGUGUUUCACUGUUUGUUAAUGUAUUACUGUGCCGCCAUUUUAAUACUGCUCUGCGCACAGUAAAAAGAGCAAAAAACAAACAAACUUGGCAGCCUAAAUGAAAACAUGUAUGUGAUUUUAAAGAAAAGAAGAAAUACCUCGGCAGCAUGCGACUACAAGUGAUUCUGUGAUCUGUGUGAUUUUUUUUUUUUAAUCAGCUAAAACACUUUCCGUACAAUUAUUUGAUUUGAGUUCGGUUGCAAAUCGCACUUGCUUCUCAAGCAGUUCGCCGGGUUCAUCUCUGAGACCAAACUCUGUUUAUUGAGUUGUGUUUAUCUAGAGUGGUCUCACUUGUACAGGAAUGUUAGCGUAUAGUUUGAUGUUUUCACCAGCUCUAAGAGAAAUGCCUUUUUUUUAAAUUUUAUUUGAAGUUUUACAUCUUGUCCGGAUCAAUGACUCCUCAGUGUUAACCGACCUCUGGCUCAACAAUGUGUCUGAAGCUAGUAACAGUACGUUUGAUCCAAAUUUGCUUUAAAUAUGUCGGUUUGUGGAAUUACUUUUUGUAUGGCACUUUUACCUGCAGUGAUGAAUGUUUCAUCCUGAUUAAACAAUCAUUUUGCAUUAGA